AUGGCACAAUUGGGUGGUUGGAGACCUUUUUUGACCCCUCGACGAAGCAAAAAGAGUGAUUCACUAGUGCCUGCUGAUACGUCAAGGGUGUUACUCCCAUGGGAGCAAAGCGAUUGUAUACGGCUUGGGGAGAUCAAGAGGAAGAAAGACUUUGGAAGAAUAGAGAUCAUUAAUGAGAAAAUGAUGAAUUUUGUCGCUGGACUUGAGUUGCAUACUGGUGUUUUCAAUGCAGAGGAGCAGAAGGUGAUAGUUGACACUGUGUACGAGCUUCAAAAGAAGGGAAAGGAAGGAAAAAUUAAAGAAACUCUGAAAUCUCCAUAUGCUAUCUUGCACCUAAGACAGGGUGGUAUAGGAUGGCUGAAAAGUUUUUACUAG
Molecule: messenger RNA, 375 nt
Organism: Ilex paraguariensis (yerba mate)
Lineage: Eukaryota; Viridiplantae; Streptophyta; Magnoliopsida; Aquifoliales; Aquifoliaceae
Source: the annotation of a GenBank genome assembly